AAGAAAAAAGAGGGCAAAAUGAUUUUCUCUGGACCGGCAAUGAUUCUGGUUCCCUGAUAUGUACAUAAGCUACACCUUCAUUCAUCCAUCAACAUUUCUACCUCUACUUGUCAUCAAAAUUGUGUUUUGUAUGGCUACUUGUAAUAAUGCAGAAUAUGAGAUUAAUGGACAGUGUUGCCCCAUGUGUGAUCCAGGAAAGCAAGUUAAGAACCAUUGUGAUGAGUACACAAGCACAACAUGUGAUUCAUGUCCUGCGUUGACCUUUACUAAUGUUCCUAAUGGAUUCACAAAAUGUCUGCCGUGUUUUGUCUGUGAUUCAAGUAAUGGGUUGAGAGAAAAGCAGGCAUGUACAUCAAUAUCAGAUACAGUGUGUGAACCUCUUCCAGGUUAUUACUGUGUAGACUUGCUCUCAAACUGUAAAAAGGCCAUGAAACAUUCAACCUGCUCACCUGGGCAAUACAUCAACCAAACUGGAACAGAAUUUAGUGAUACGGUGUGUGAUAUCUGUCCUGAUGGUUCAUAUUCAGAUGGUACAUUCUGCAUACUGCAUACAAAGUGUGAAUCUCUUGGAAAAACAACAGUUAAAGCCGGAACUGAGAUAUCUGAUGUUGAAUGCAGUAAAGGAACACCUUAUUUACAGAUUUUAAUUCCAUCUAUAUGA
This is a messenger RNA of Carassius auratus (goldfish), 661 nucleotides long. Its product is annotated as tumor necrosis factor receptor superfamily member 14. The record is from RefSeq and is a predicted model, not a curated record. Gene Ontology annotation, biological process: positive regulation of cytokine production involved in immune response; positive regulation of T cell migration; defense response to Gram-positive bacterium. The coding region runs from base 59 to 661 and encodes 200 amino acids. The transcript has 6 exons. Lineage: Eukaryota; Metazoa; Chordata; Actinopteri; Cypriniformes; Cyprinidae. Gene Ontology annotation, cellular component: external side of plasma membrane. Gene Ontology annotation, molecular function: protein binding.